CCAAAUAGCCACCAGAAGACAAAAGCACCACAGCGGCCUUCCUCCUCCGCGUGUUUGUUUUGGCCGCAGCGGAUCAAAACAAGUAGUCCUCCUCCGGUCUCCCCCUACUCCUACUUAGGCGGCUAUCAAAUUUACCAAUAUCAUCCUGAAAACUCAUACACACACAGUCCACCUAAAUCCUUCAGAUUCUUAUUGAUGGCUUCCAUUUCCAAGCUUUCAACGCCACCCACCGCUUCUCAUUUCUCAACAUCCUCUCCUUCUCAGCCAUCUCCAACAAUCCGAUCCUUGUGCCUUUUUCUUCCCAACAAUACCAAUACCAACGCUCUUUGCCUUUCCUCCUCCAAACUAUCCGUCCGUCCCACCCGCCCUAUCAUCACUCCUUCCUUGCUUGUCAGGUGCUCCCAAACUGAUGGAAACGGGAGUCAUGUCAAGAGAACGACACUUCAUGACCUUUAUGAGAAGCAAGGGCAAAGUCCUUGGUACGAUAACUUGUGCCGUCCUGUAACAGAUCUGCUCCCACUGAUUGAAAGUGGUGUCAGGGGCGUGACCAGUAAUCCAGCGAUCUUUCAGAAGGCUAUAUCAACUUCAAAUGCCUAUAAUGAACAAUUCAGGGAACUUGUGCAAGCUGGAAAAGACAUUGAAAGUGCAUAUUGGGAACUUGUUGUGAAGGAUAUACAGGAUGCAUGCAAACUCUUUGAGCCAAUUUAUGAUGAAACUGAUGGUGGUGAUGGGUAUGUGUCUGUCGAAGUGUCACCCGGACUUGCUGAUGAUACUCAGGGGACUAUAGAAGCUGCAAAGUGGCUUCAUAAAAAGGUUCAGCGCCCUAAUGUUUACAUCAAGAUUCCUGCUACAGCUCCAUGCAUUCCUUCAAUCAAGGAAGUGAUUGCAUCAGGAAUUAGUGUGAAUGUUACGCUCAUAUUCUCUCUUGCUAGAUAUGAAGGAGUUAUUGAUGCUUACCUGGAUGGCCUAGAGGCCUCUGGACUAUCUGAUCUCUCUCGAGUUACAAGUGUUGCUUCUUUCUUUGUUAGUCGAGUAGACACCCUUGUUGACAAGAUGCUUGAGAAAAUUGGAACUCCUGAAGCUCUUGAUCUCCGUGGGAAGGCUGCAAAUGCUCAAGCAGCUCUUGCCUACCAGGUCUACCAGAAAAAGUUCUCUGGUCCAAGAUGGGAGGCUUUGGUGAAGAAAGGUGCCAAGAAGCAAAGGCUGCUGUGGGCUUCAACCAGUGUGAAGAAUCCGGCAUACCCUGAUACUUUAUACGUGGCACCUCUCAUUGGACCUGACACGGUAUCCACCAUGCCGGAUCAAGCUCUUCAAGCAUUCAUUGACCAUGGUACCGUCGGAAGGACGAUUGACGCAAAUGUGUCCGAAGCAGAGGGUAUUUAUAGUGCCUUGGAGAAGUUGGGAAUCGAGUGGAGCUAUGUGGGUUCUCAACUUGAGCUCGAGGGAGUGGAUUCUUUUAAGAAGAGCUUUGACAGCUUGCUUGACAGUCUGCAAGAGAAGGCAAAUUCUCUGAAUCUAGUGAGCCUGUAAGCGUUGUGCGAUGUUGAAUUUCAAUUACGCUGGAACAAUGAAGGAACAAAAUUAAAUAAAGGGGGUGCUGUAAAGUCGAACAAAUGUUUGAUGUGUGCGGUGUAACUUGUAAGAGGAGGUUGUUGUGUUGAGCUGUGAUAUGGUCGUGCUACUUUGUAAUAUGGACAUUUUUUUUGUACUAGUGUGCUACUUUGUUAUAUCCCCGGACGGGGUUCGUUAUCGAGUGGCUUUUCUUUCUUUGGCCAAUGCUCUGCGGGAAGGAGUUCCAACA
Coffea eugenioides is the source of this 1801-nucleotide messenger RNA. RefSeq names its product transaldolase. Gene Ontology annotation, molecular function: transaldolase activity. Gene Ontology annotation, biological process: pentose-phosphate shunt; carbohydrate metabolic process. Lineage: Eukaryota; Viridiplantae; Streptophyta; Magnoliopsida; Gentianales; Rubiaceae. The transcript is spliced from 7 exons. The record is from RefSeq and is a predicted model, not a curated record. Bases 196 to 1530 code for a protein of 444 amino acids. Gene Ontology annotation, cellular component: cytoplasm; intracellular anatomical structure.